AUGAUGUGGAAGUUUUGUAUCAAUAUCGUGUGGGUGUUUUUCACUCUGUCUUUGCCUUGGGUGCACUCGCAAGACGGGGGAGAUGUUCCACUGGAGGUGAUAACAGACAGCUCACCCUGCAGCGCCACCUGUGGGCUGGGUAUGAGAUCACAGACUCUGUGUUUGUUGAAGGACACUAAAGCAGCCAUUGAGGAAAAUACUCAAGGGACUACAGGGCCAGAGGUGACACAGGAGUGCAGGGUGCGUAAGGUGCAGUGUUUGGAUUCGUGGCAGUGCGGGCUCCGGACCCUGACAGUGGUUGUGGGACAGAGGUUGCACAUCGACUGUGUGGAGGAGGUCACGAAAGAGAUGGGUCCUUACUCCUGGAGGGUUUCAUGGCGGUACGCUCGAGGAGUCAUCACCUCUGACGACUCCCUGUUCACCCAAUGGCAGUCUCCUGAGCUGGACCAUGUACUUCUUGACCCUGUACAAGAGAAACAUGCAGGCACAUACCGCUGUGAUGUGCAGGAUGCUGGCUUUCGCAGAGUGAAGAGAAUCUACUGGGGAGUGCGAGUGCUGCACCCUGGUGUCAUUAACCUGGACAUGCAUCGCUCUGUGGACAAAUGUGAGAGAGGCCGGGACCCCCUCUUUAACAAUACCCAUGAUGCCUUAUUGUCUUUCACGUUGUUCCCUUUUCUGACCGUUGGCGUCUUAUUGCUGGUCGUAGUACUGUGCAAGAAGCGUUCUGUUCGAGAUGAGUGCUUCAAACUCUGCAAAAGAAAAGACCAAGCCCCUAUAAUGCCAUACCCCUGA
Messenger RNA from Periophthalmus magnuspinnatus, 792 nucleotides. RefSeq names its product transmembrane protein 81 (gene tmem81). NCBI's taxonomy places the organism in Eukaryota, Metazoa, Chordata, Actinopteri, Gobiiformes, Gobiidae. The record is from RefSeq and is a predicted model, not a curated record. Bases 1 to 792 code for a protein of 263 amino acids. The transcript is spliced from 5 exons.